AAUUUUGUAGAUUUACGAAUACAAUCACGCGCCAUUAGUGGAGGGAGUUUCAGAACGUCCAGUAAAAUUAGUUGAAGGUUCUUGGGAAGACGCGCUGAAAAGAAAAGUACCGUAUGUGUCAACAAUUUUAUAAUACAACAGCUGAAUGUGAUAAUUCUUAUAAAAUAUGAAAAUAAUAGUUUAACAUUUAUCUAUAACCCACCAUCAUAAUAGUUCUCGUGCGGAAAUAAAUAGAACAUACUACGUAUUCAACAGCUUACGCGUAACCGCCAAAAUUAUAGACAGAAACGCCAUCUUGUGCAAAGAUGUUGACAUUUUACUAAAUUAAGAAAAAUUACAUGAUUCCUAUUUAUUCGAGUCCAACGACUCGAUUUGAAGAUUUAUAAAUGAUAAAAAUGCUAACUUCAUAUAUUAAUUGACACAUCAACCAGUUUUAUUAUUAUAAGAAGUGCAUAUAACAGAAAUUAAAAAUGUUUUACGCACAUUUCGUAUUGGCCAAGAAGGGCCCAUUAGCACGUAUAUGGUUAGCUGCUCAUUGGGAUAAAAAAUUAACAAAAGCGCACGUAUUUGAAACAAAUAUUGAAAAAUCAGUAGAUGGUAUAUUACAGCCGAAGGUAAAAAUGGCUUUAAGAACAUCUGGACAUUUAUUAUUGGGGGUAGUACGAAUAUAUUCAAGAAAGGCUAAGUAUCUUUUAGCAGACUGUAAUGAAGCUUUCGUUAAAAUAAAAAUGGCCUUUAGGCCUGGUAUGGUAGAUUUACCCGAAGAGCACAGAGAAGCUGCUGUAACAGCAAUAACAUUACCUGAAGUAUUUCAUGAUUUUGAUACAGCAAUGCCAGAAUUAAAAGAUGUUGACAUUGAAGCACAAUUUAGUUUAAAUCAGUCACGAGCAGAAGAAAUCACAAUGAGAGAAGAUUAUGGUAGUUUAGCUUUAGUUACACAUGAUCAAGGAUUUGGUGAUAUGAGUUUUGAUGCAGAGCCUCCAGAUUUAUUGAGACAUGCUGGUACCGUAGAACCAUCAUUAGACCAAACUCAUAUGUUGUUUACCGAUGGACCGGGAAUUGAAGCUGCUUUAGAACAAAAAGAAAAAGAACCAGUGCCAGGUCCAUCAGUAACAGCACAAGCUAUGGAUAUAGAUAUGCCAAUUAGAGAUGAUGGUUUUGGUGGUCAUCUUGGACAAGAUAUAAUAUCUGGUGGUUUGUUCGAGGGUGGUUUAUUUGAUGAAGCACCAAUGGGUGAAGUACCUGUACCUGAAGUUAGUGCGGUUACAGAAGCACAAGAACCAGGUGUAGUUCCUGGAGGUCCACCAUCGGUCCAUGAUGAAUCUGAAGAAGAAAUGGGAGAACGUUUUGGAGGUCCACCAUCUCCCAUGGGUGGAAUGAGUACUGAUGAAUCUAGACCCGUUUCUCCAGCUGCACCUGGUGAAGAACUUGAGGGUAGAAUAAGUGUUGCAAGUCGUCGUUUCACUCCUGCUCCACCAACUAUUCCUGAAGAACGUCCAAUGGAAGCUAUUGAAGAAGCUCCGCCUCUACAGGAUCAAACUACAUUGUUACAUGAUGAAGAAGAAAGCUUUGCUCUUGCACCAGUUGAUGCAUCUGCUUUGAAAGGAUUUACAAAAGCAAAACGCAAGCGUAAGCUCAUUGUGGAUGAAGUAAAAAAUAUUUCUGGUGAAGAAAUGAAAGCACAAUUAUCAGAUACUAGUGAUAUUAUUACAACAUUGGAUUUGGCACCACCCACUAAAAGAUUAAUGCAUUGGAAAGAAACUGGUGGAGUUGAAAAAUUGUUUGCUUUACCAGGGAGACCAAUACCAGCACGUGUAUUAUUUAAGAAUUAUCAACGACAUUUAACUAGUAAGUCUUAUGAUCAUGAGGACUUCGGGCGUUUAGUAGGAGAAGAAGAAGGUAUGUCUUUAGAACAAAUGAGAGAACCUGCAGAACCUGAUGCAUAUGAACAAAGUAUCCUUAGUAAACGCAUGGCUCGUAAACGGAAAGCACCAGCAGAUGAAGAGACAAGGCCACCACCUCCAGCACCAGCACCUCCUUCAAUAGAAGUUGCUCCUGAAGCAGUGGACGUUCCUAACACAAUUCCACAACCAAGUCUUCCCUCUGCAGAAUCACCAAUACCUCCACCUGAAGUAUCUUUACCAACAGAAUCGGUAUCCGAAAUUAGUAGCAUAGUGCCUUCUGUUGAAGAAGCAGAAAUGGUUCCUGUACCUCCUGAAGCACCUUUACUGCCUUCAGAAAUCCCUGAAAUUCCUCCUACUGAAGCUAUUAUUACAUCUGAAGAACCAGUUGUUCCAUCUGCUCCAGUAGAACCAGAAAUUACGCCUACACCACCCGUUGAAAUGCCUCAGAUGGAAAAUAUGGGCUAUGAUCAGACACAACCUCAAGUACCCUAUAUUGGGUAUGAUGAACAUCCUCCACCACCUCACACACCUGCUGUAUCAGAAAGAGGACCAGCAACACCAUGGAAUCAUGAAGAUUAUGAAUUCCCUCCAUCUGUAGGACCUCAAGAAGAACAACAAUUAGACGAAACUUAUGAACAAUUUGAAGAACGAGUUCUUAACAAAAGAGCAUCACAUAUGUAUCAUGUCAUUAAAAGUAAACUAGAUACCAAAGAUAGACUGACACUGUCGGAAAUGGCAUAUAAAAAUAAUCGCAAGCAGGUUGCGCAAAAAUUUUACACAUUGUUAGUUCUGAAAAAAUUUCAAGUAUUAGAACUUAAUCAAGAGUACCCAUAUGCUGAAAUUGUAGUCAGUAAAGGACCAAAAUUCGAGACCCCUGCAUUAUAA
This is a messenger RNA of Eufriesea mexicana, 2789 nucleotides long. It is a transcript of the gene vtd, whose product is annotated as RAD21 cohesin complex component verthandi. The transcript has 13 exons. NCBI's taxonomy places the organism in Eukaryota, Metazoa, Arthropoda, Insecta, Hymenoptera, Apidae. Gene Ontology annotation, molecular function: chromatin binding; protein binding. Gene Ontology annotation, biological process: sister chromatid cohesion; replication-born double-strand break repair via sister chromatid exchange. The record is from RefSeq and is a predicted model, not a curated record. Gene Ontology annotation, cellular component: cohesin complex. The coding region runs from base 471 to 2789 and encodes 772 amino acids.